AUGCUCCGUCGCCUUCUGCUUCUGUCGGCGUGCUUCGCCUCGUUCGCCGUCGCCCAGUACCCCAUCACGUUCGGCAUGAUGUCGAAAAUCCUUCCGAACGCCGACAUGGCCAAGACGAGAACAGUUCGUUUUUGUUCAAAAUAUCGUAAUUAUAACUGCCAUUAUCGAAAAAAAGAGACCAGAAAAACCUGAGAGAAAGCGUCAAUCAAAUAAGAGAUCAUCCAAAAAAACUGAGUAGGAUGAAUUUAUUUGAAAAAAGCUUCGGGAAGAGGGCGAUCAGAAAAUAGGAAAAACAUCCAAGGUUUUGGGGAAUAGCAGAAAUGGGAAAAAUACUCUGUCGCGAGAAAAAAUAUUCACCAAGAUUUUCAGAACAUUUCAGAAGAUUUUUUUCAAAAAAAUUGAUAAAAAAAAUCUUGGCUUUUUAAGGGAUUCUCUUAAUUUUGGUUCUAAACAGCUGUGAUAAACGUGAAAUGUACAAGUUUUUCGUUUUCGAUAUCAAUCAAGGUUCUCAGAAAAAUUAUCUUCCUACUAACUGUUAUUGUAUCUAACUUAUUUCAUGAUUAAGUUUCUGACGAGCCUCAACGCGGACAAGACAUUGGACGACAAAAAGAGACGUGUUAACUCCUGGAUCCCUGCCAACUUUGUAAACGAGAAGAGAAAGAAAAAGCUGAGGUUGAGGAUUCAGGGAUCGGCACUGAUACCGAACCUACAGCCGUACGCGAAGAGCGACAAGGCGGUGAAGGCCGCCCUGGCCCUCCUCGACCACAGAAACACGGUAGCCUCCUUCUGGACCGACCUCAUGCCAUUGCUGCAGAAGACAUUCGAUGCGACCACUGCCACUCAGGUUUUUAAACUUUUCAGCGGUUUUAUUCUGAUUUUUCAUCGCACUUAUAUUUCUAAUAUUCGGUUGGGAAUAAAAUCAAGCGUUACACAACCCAUAAAAAAUUUUUGUGGUUGGCGAGACCUGCUUCACCAUUCUUACCAAGAAAGUAGUCGGGAGACUAGAAACUAUGCAAUAAGCUUUUCAGUACAAGCAAAUGUGGCUUCGAGUUGACAAAACCUUCGAUAAUGAGUUCUUCGAUGUUCUCAACGAGUGGUACGCGUACUGUCACUAUCGGGUGUGUUGUCGAAACUUCCAAAACAAGUUCAAAUUCGGAUUCAGAGCGCUAACAACAAGAGAACUGCGCUUUACAACAACAUCCAGACCGUCAGCAACAAGUAUGCCAACAACAGCAAACUCAACUGGAAGGUGACCGAUCGCAGGACAAAAAAGUUACAAAAUCGAAGUUUCUAGGUGCAAGGAGACGACUACUGGACGCCAAUUUACAUGUCUAUGUUGUUCGGAUCUUGGUAG
This is a messenger RNA of Caenorhabditis auriculariae, 1354 nucleotides long. Lineage: Eukaryota; Metazoa; Nematoda; Chromadorea; Rhabditida; Rhabditidae. The record is from the annotation of a GenBank genome assembly.